Molecule: messenger RNA, 348 nt
Organism: Monosiga brevicollis MX1
Lineage: Eukaryota; Choanoflagellata; Craspedida; Salpingoecidae
Exons: 2
Coding region: 1-348 (115 amino acids)
Source: RefSeq, a predicted model, not a curated record
AUGGCAGAGGACGGGCAAGCAGACAAGGCCGAGGUGGCCGCGGAGGAAUCCGCCCUGUUUGAAGACUCGGACGACGAUGAAGUGGCAGCUCGCAGCUUCGACCCCAAUGCUUGGCUCAAGCCCAAACCCAAGGCAGAGAUUCGUGUUGGACCUCAAUACCAAGCCAUGCAGCUCCCUGCACCGCCUGACCACAGCUGCGUUUCAGAUGCUUCGGCCACCGUACCCAAUCGCCGCAAAGCAUCGAAGCCUCAGCGAGCUGUGGACCUUAAAAGAGACACCGAUGCAGCCCGCGCUUCACCGGCGACAGUGGAAGAGAAGAAGCCCAAGACCAGCGAUGCUGGACGUUGA